UGAGUCCAGAGAUAUCUACUGGUGAUAGUUCGAGGUCGUCUGUCUCUCUUUGGAGGUUUGUUCAACAUGUCGCAGACUAUUGAUAUCAAGACCCGUCUUGCCUAUUCGCGAGCAUGGCAUUACGUCGACGUCGGUAGCGACUCUCGCACCCUCGGCCGACUGGCCUCCUCCAUCGCCCUCGUCCUGAUGGGCAAGAACAAGCCUAUCUUCGACCCGUCCACCGACUGCGGCGACUACGUCGUCGCCGUCGGCUGCCACGACCUCCGUACCACCGGCAAGAAGCGCCAGCAGAAGAAGUACUACACCCACACCACCCGCCCCGGUAGCCUGAAGAGCAUGACCAUGGACAUGAUGUUCGAGAAAUGGGGCGGCGGCGAGGUCCUCCGCCGCGCCGUGCGCGGCAUGUUGCCCAAGAACCGUCUGCGGGAUAAGCGGUUGGCUCGAUUGAAGACUUUCGAAGGUCUCCAUCACCCGUACAAGCAGAAUAUCAUCAAGGUCGGCGGCGCGCAGGAGUCGGUCAUCGGAAACCUUCCUGAGGUGCAGCACGCGUUCAAGGAGGCGGUCAAGGUGGGGACGGUGGCAUAGUACAAGGUCUUUUCUUCCGGACUCGAUUACAUGCUUGCCAACAGGGUACUUCAGUGCUCUGACUUUGUUUCCUGCCCUUGUUAACCGUUCUCCCCCUUCGCGGAUACCAAGCCGACGGUGUAUUCUUUUCCUGUACUUUUAUAUCCCGUACCAUAUUCUUGUACUCUUUUUGUGUCACGAUUACUUGCUAGCGCAUGGGUGGGCGUUCAUUUUCGUUGUCUAUUAUCAGCUUAUACAUUCAUCUGAUCUUGAUGUAUUGAGCGCCGGGGCCCUGGCCUCUAUACAUGCCUGUCGAUCUACCAUCUACCCCUUACGCCUUUGGACCUACGUGCGCGGCUUAUUUGCAUUGUCUUACUGGCCUACUGGAAAGCUAGAGAGCCGUG
Messenger RNA from Aspergillus homomorphus CBS 101889, 968 nucleotides. Its product is annotated as mitochondrial 54S ribosomal protein uL13m. Gene Ontology annotation, molecular function: structural constituent of ribosome; mRNA binding. The transcript is spliced from 3 exons. The coding region runs from base 67 to 585 and encodes 172 amino acids. The record is from RefSeq and is a predicted model, not a curated record. Gene Ontology annotation, cellular component: ribosome; mitochondrial large ribosomal subunit. Lineage: Eukaryota; Fungi; Ascomycota; Eurotiomycetes; Eurotiales; Aspergillaceae. Gene Ontology annotation, biological process: negative regulation of translation; translation.